Messenger RNA from Sphaeramia orbicularis (orbiculate cardinalfish), 4098 nucleotides. Its product is annotated as NLR family CARD domain-containing protein 3-like. The transcript is spliced from 14 exons. Lineage: Eukaryota; Metazoa; Chordata; Actinopteri; Kurtiformes; Apogonidae. Bases 130 to 3660 code for a protein of 1176 amino acids. The record is from RefSeq and is a predicted model, not a curated record. Gene Ontology annotation, molecular function: protein binding.
GACCACUAUACAUGAAAGGGUUCAAUCAUGCGUCUGUUUUUUCUGUAUUAAUCUCUCAAACCUCUUCAGUUUGACUCAAAACCAGGAAAAGGUCAAUAAUUUUCAGAAUUUGAACCUGGAGGAUUAAAGAUGGACUCAUCCUGGAGCCAAUCACACAGAAUGGAUCAGAGUGAGGACAGAGAGGAGGGAGCCCCUCCCUGGAAGACCACCCACAGACCCCCCACAGGAUCUGGACCUGGACCUGGAUCUGGACCCAGCUGUGUGUCCAUGAAGAGUGAUGACUCCAUGAACCGAUUCAUACAGUUUAAAACAGGACGUGUUCCACAGACUCAACCUGGACCUGGACCUGGACCCAGCUGUGUGUCCAUGAAGAGUGAUGACUCCAUGAAUCGAUUCAUACAGUUUAAAACAGGACGUGUUCCACAGACUCAACCUGGACCUGGACCCAAACCUGGACCCGGCUGUGUGUCCAUGAAGAGUGACACCUCCAUGUUUGACCCCAUGUGCUUUAAAACAGGACGUGUAUCACAGACUCAAGCUGGACCUGGACCUGGACCUGGACCUGGACCUGGACCGGAACCUGGACCCAGCUGUGUGUCCAUAAAAAGUGAUGCCUCCAUGUUUGAACCCAUAAGUUUUAAAACAGGACGUGUUCCACAAACUCAAGUGGAGCAGCAGAGCUCAGAGGUUCCCAGUGGUCUUCAGGAUCAGACUCAGCUGGACUCCAUAUUUAAGCUGCUGGAGGAGAACAUCUGCACUUUUGUCAAGAACGAACUGAGGAAGUUCCACAAGGUUCUGAGUCCAGAUUACCCAGAAUGCUUAGAGAGUCUGAGUGAUGAGGAUGAAGAGCAGAGGAGGAGCUCAGAGGCUUUUCUGAAGAUCACACUGAACUUCCUGAGGAGGCUGAAGCAGGAGGAGCUGGCUGAGCGUCUGCACCGCAGUAAGACCAUUCUUCAAUCUGGAGUUCAGCAGCGGAAACUGAAACGUAACCUACAGCAGAAGUUUGAGUGUGUGUUUGAAGGCAUCGCUAAAGCAGGAAACCCCAAAACCCUCCUGAACCAGAUCUACACAGAGCUCUACAUCACAGAGGGAGGGGCUACAGAGGUCAACCAGGACCAUGAGGUCAGACAGAUUGAAACAGCAUCCAGGAACCCACACAGACCACCAACAACCAUCACAUGUGAAGACAUCUUUAAAACACCGGCUGACAGAGAUCAGCCAAUCAGAACGGUGCUGACAAAGGGCGUGGCCGGCAUCGGGAAAACAGUGUCCACACAGAAGUUCAGUCUGGACUGGGCUGAAGACAAAGCCAACCAGGACAUCCACUUCAUAUUUCCAUUCACCUUCAGAGAGCUGAAUGUGCUGAAACAGAAGAAGUUCAGCUUGGUGGAACUGGUUCAGCACUUCUUCACUGAAACCAAAGAAGCAGGAAUCUGGAUCUUUGAAGAUCUCCAGGUGGUGUUCAUCUUAGACGGUCUGGAUGAGUGUCGACCUCCUCUGGACUUCAACAACACUCAGAUCCUGACUGAUGUGACAGAGUCCAGCUCAGUGGAUGUGCUGCUGAUGAACCUCAUCAGGGGGAACCUGCUUCCCUCUGCUCGUCUCUGGAUGACCACACGACCUGCAGCAGCCAAUCAGAUCCCUGCUCAGUGGGUGGACAUGGUGACAGAGGUCAGAGGGUUCACUGACCCACAGAAGGAGGAGUACUUCAGGAAGAGGUUCAGAGAUAAAAAACAGACCAACACAAUCAUCUCCCACAUCAAGAUGACACGAAGCAUCCACAUCAUGUGUCACGUCCCAGUCUUCUGCUGGAUCACUGCUACAGUUCUGGAGGACAUGUUGAAGACCACAGACAGAAGACAACUGCCCAAGACCCUGACUGAGAUGUACAUCCACUUCCUGGUGGUUCAGGCCAAAGUCAAGAACAUCAAAUAUGAUGGAAGAUCUGAGACAGAUCCACACUGGAGUCCAGAGACCAGGAAGAUGAUUGAGUCUCUGGGAAAACUGGCCUUUGAGCAGCUGAAGAAAGGAAACCUGAUCUUCUAUGAAUCAGACCUGACAGAGUGUGGCAUCGAUAUCAGCUCAGCCUCAGUGUACUCAGGAGUGUUCACAGAGGUCUUCAAAGAGGAGAGAGGACUGUACCAGGACAAGAGGUUCUGCUUCAUCCAUCUGAGUGUCCAGGAGUUUCUGGCUGCUCUUCAUGUCCAUCAGACCUUCAUCCCCACAGGAGUCAAUCUACUGUCAAAAAGACGAACCACAUCCCAUAGGUCUAGACCUGCAGAGACCCACUUCUACCAGACUGCUGUGGACCAGGCCUUACAGAGUCCAAAUGGACACCUGGACCUGUUCCUGCGCUUCCUCCUGGGUCUAUCACUGCAGACCAAUCACAGACUCCUACAAGGUCUGAUGAAACAGACAGGAAGUAGCUCAGAGACCAAUCAGAAGACAGCUGAGUACAUCAAGAAGAAGAUCAAUGAGAAACUGUCUGUAGAGAAAAGCAUCAACCUGUUCCACUGUCUGAAUGAACUGGAGGAUCGAUCUCUGGUGGAUCAGAUCCAACGGUACCUGAGAUAUGGAGGUCUCGACACAGUGCAUCUGUCUCCUGCUCAGUGGUCAGCUCUGGUCUUCAUCUUACUUUCAUCAGAGAAGGAUCUGGAUGAGUUUGACCUGAACAAAUACUCUCCUACAGAGGAGGCUCUUCUGAAUUUGCUGCCAGUCGUCAAAGCCACCAACAAAGCUGUGUUAAGUCUCUGUAACCUGUCAGAGAGAAGCUGUGAAGGUCUGUCCUCAGUUCUCAGAUCCCAGUCAUCUAGUCUAACACAUCUGGACCUCAGCAACAACGACCUGAAGGAUUCAGGACUGAAGAUCCUGUCAGAUGGACUAAGGAGUCCAGACUGUAAACUGGAGACUCUCAGACUGUCAGGAUGUCUGAUCACAGAGGAAGGAUGUUCUUCUCUGGUCUCAGCCCUAAAGUCCAAUCCGUCCCAUCUCAGACUGCUAGACCUGAGCUACAACCAUCCAGGAGCCUCAGGACAGGAGCUGUGUGCUCUAGUGGAGGAUCCACACUGGACACUGGACACUGUCAGGUUGGAGCCCAGUGGAGUCCGAUGGUUGAGACCAGGUCUGAGGAAGUAUUUCUGUGAACUCACCCUGGAUCCAAACACAGCGAACAGAAAACUCAAACUGUCUGAAAACAACAAGGUGGAACAUGUGAAGGAGGUUCAGUCAUAUCCUGAUCAUCAGGACAGAUUUGAGGUCCAUCAUCAGCUGAUGUGUUCAACUGGUCUGACUGGUCGCUGUUACUGGGAGGUUAAGUGGAGUGGAUGGGUUGAUGUAUCAGUGAAUUACAGAGGAAUCAGAAGGAAAGGAAAGAGUUUAGACAGUAGGUUUGGAGGAAAUGAUCAGUCCUGGAGUCUGCUCUGUCAUGAAGGUGGAUACAUAGUCAGGCAUGAUAACAAACACACAUCCCUCUCUCCCAUCUCCUCCUCUGGUACAGUCUCAGUGUAUGUGGACUGUCCUGCUGGAUCUGUGUCCUUCUACAGAGUCUCCUCUGACAAACUGAUCCACAUCCACACCUUCAAAACCACAUUCACUGAACCACUGUUUGCAGGAUUUGGUUUCUGGUCAUACGGAUCCUCAGUGUCUCUGUGUGAUGUGUAGUUGUGUAGAUGUGUUGUGUAGUUGUGUUUUGUCCAUGAAAUAGUUGUAAACAAAUCAGUUCAAUUUUAACACAGUUGUGUCUGAGUUGAUCAUCUACAAAUACACAAAACAUUUACAAACACCAAGAACAUGAAUCACCCUAAAUUCUUCAACAAUUAUCUUGUUUAUUUUUACGCUUUAUAUGUUCAUAAAAUUAGAAAUGAAUCCAACCAGUAGUUUGACAGAAGAAUUGCUCAUGAAGACGACGCCUCCACAAUAACUCAUCUGUGUGCAUUUUUUCCACAGUGAGAGGAUUAGGACUGUAGACUGAAAAUAACAAUUACAGUAAAGGAGCGCAUUUACAGAAGAAAGACAGAAUGUUUGGGGAAAAGUCAUAAAGAGGUGGAAAUAUCUGGGGAAUAGUUUCCAUGUCUGCAUUAAAUUCAUCUUUUGGACUGA